GCUGAAGCGGAUGGAAUGUUUCGCCCACGACAAUACAAUAUUCAGAAUGUUAAAUCGGAAAACGAAUUUGAUUUCGUGCUGUGGUUGACCAGAAGACGAUGAAGAAGUUUUUGGUGCUUGUUUUGUGCUUGGUUUGUGUCGGUUUUUCUUAUUCCUAUCGGAAGAAGUACGAGGAUAAAGAGAAAUGUCCUAGAGUGAAGGCUAUAAGGAAUUUCAUACUUGAAGAUCUUCUAGGAAGAUGGUACGUGAUUGAAUAUUACGCCAGUUCUGAAGAAGCGUUAUCCUACAGAUGCAUGCGGGCAGAAUUCACCACCACAACACUCCAAGAUGUGACCAUGAACUUCACCUACAGCUUCACCGACGAUCCACUGAAUGAAAUUCUCAUAGGGAACAUCACAUGGACCAUUCCUAACCCAGGCAGGUCGUCACACUGGGUACAUUCUGAAGAUACAUAUGAAGGUGUCUACAACACUUAUGUCCUGGAUUCAGACUACAAAUCAUGGGCUCUGCUGUUACACUGUGCCGAAAAGACCAACGUAACCAGAUACCUAUCCAGCUUCAUAAUGAGCAGGAAACCGACCCUCGGCAACAACGAAAAGGCGUAUCUACGCGACAAAUUACCACGCUACGACAUCGACCUAACCUAUUUGUUCGACAUGUCUCAGGACGACUGCAAUUCGACUGUCAGUGACUUGAUACCUCCACCUGUUCUUCUGAAUAGACAAGAGCCAUCCUCAAGAAGACACCCCAUGAAACAUGUCCAUGGUUGAGGACGUCGCAUAUUA
Coccinella septempunctata (seven-spotted ladybird) is the source of this 785-nucleotide messenger RNA. RefSeq lists its product as uncharacterized. The coding region runs from base 99 to 770 and encodes 223 amino acids. The transcript is spliced from 3 exons. The record is from RefSeq and is a predicted model, not a curated record. NCBI's taxonomy places the organism in Eukaryota, Metazoa, Arthropoda, Insecta, Coleoptera, Coccinellidae.